Messenger RNA from Pseudopodoces humilis (Tibetan ground-tit), 1141 nucleotides. It is a transcript of the gene DNAJC9, whose product is annotated as DnaJ heat shock protein family (Hsp40) member C9. NCBI's taxonomy places the organism in Eukaryota, Metazoa, Chordata, Aves, Passeriformes, Paridae. Gene Ontology annotation, molecular function: heat shock protein binding. The record is from RefSeq and is a predicted model, not a curated record. Gene Ontology annotation, cellular component: nucleus; cytoplasm.
AUGGCGCUGUCGGAGCAGUGCGAGGCCGCGUUCGGCACCGCGGAUCUGUACGGCGUGCUGGGCGUGCGGCGCGGCGCGACCCCGCAGGAGAUCCGCCGCGGCUACCACCGCGUCUCGCUGCGCCUGCACCCCGACCGCGUCCCGCCCGAGCAGAAGGAGGAGGCCACGCGCCGCUUCCAGAUCCUGGGCAAGGUGUACGCCGUGCUGAGCGACGAGAAUCAGCGCGCAGCGUACGAUGAGACGGGCGUGGUGGACGAGGACGCCGAGGCGCUGCAGGACGGGCGGGACUGGCUGGAGUACUGGCACCUGCUCUUCAAGGUCACCGUGAAAGACAUCGAAGACUUCCAGAAUAACUACAAAAACUCGGAGGAAGAGCUGGCUGAUGUAAAGGCAGCAUAUGUGAAUUUCAAGGGUGACAUGGAUCGGAUCAUGGAGUCCGUGAUGUGCGUGGACUACACGGAUGAGCCCAGGAUACGGGAAAUGAUCAAGCAAGGCAUCGACUCCGGGGAGCUCCCAUCCUUCAAGGCUUUUGUAAAGGAGUCGAAGCAGAAGAUGAUGUCCAGAAGAAGACGGGCAGAGAAAGAAGCUAAAGAGGCAAAAAAGACUAAAGAUGAACUGGGCCUUAGUGGAGAAAAUGACUUGCAAGCGCUGAUAAAAAGCCGAAGCAGAGCUCGAGAAAAGGAAAUGGAUAACUUCUUUGCCCAGCUGGAAGCAAAGUACGGGAACAGUGCUAAGAAAGGAGCAAAGAAGACCUCAGGCAAGAAAAGAAAGGCAGAAGGAACAGUGUAGACUGAAAUACCAGGUUUCACUUUGUAUGGAAACAUGGAUCUGGGAGAAUUUUGGGUGUUUUCCAGGCUCCUGUUUUGGACUGUGUGCAUUGACUGGCUAUAAGUGAGAGGCAUGACAGAGUAUGCAUGCUGAACAAGACAAGGCAUUUCUGUGCUACUGUCUCAAACCCUUUGGGUGCUCUACAGUUGAGAUCCAUGUGUGCUAUUCACACAUUUCUUCUGUAAAAACCCUGCUGUUUUUAAAGGUCCUUGCACAUCAGCUCAACAGGUCUUUUUCAGAUAUCCCAGGAGUUUUAUAAAGAUAGUUUGGAAAAUUGCGGAUUUAAUAAACAUUCUUGGGUGGGUUUCUUUCA